AUGAGUGUCUUUUCCAAAAGGCAAUUUUUUUUCGUAAACGUCAAUAUAAAAAAUAUUUCGAAAAUGUCUUCGGACACUGUAACUAAUAGGAUAGAGAUAGCUAUGGACCGCAACUAUAACGAAAAAGCAUUUAGAGAACAAAUUAGGAGGCAAAACCCUGAUAUGCCUGCCGUUCCUGAUGAUUAUCCACAAUAUGUUGCAGGUCCUUACGUAUACAGUGAACAACACUUCUUCAAAAUACAGUACCCAGAAUGUACAGUAAAUGAACUUCGCGCUUUUCUUAUUGCAAAUAAAGCAGAUGUUGCUUAUGAACAAGGAAAAAUUGCUGACGCCCAAAAAAUGUGUUUCCAUGCUCUUACUUUUAAUGCAUGCGAUGUUGAUGCAUACACAGGCCUUACUCGUCAAUUAAUCAAGGUCAUUGAGGACGAUUAUACCUUAAUUAAUUGA
Molecule: messenger RNA, 447 nt
Organism: Trichomonas vaginalis G3
Lineage: Eukaryota; Parabasalia; Trichomonadida; Trichomonadidae
Exons: 1
Coding region: 1-447 (148 amino acids)
Source: RefSeq, a predicted model, not a curated record